AUGGAUAAUGUUGGACAAUCUCAACAGCAACAACAGCAACAACAAUUGAUACAACAACAACAACAACAACUUCAACAAUUACAACAGCUGCAACAGUUUCAACAACAGUAUCAACCACUGUACCAACAGACAACACCACCUCUACAGUAUCAACAGCCACCACCACCCCCACAGUAUCAUCAAUUGUAUAAUCCAUUCGGUAACGGAACUAAUGGAGAUAAUCUGAAUAUAUCAUCAUCUUCUACUUUUAGUAUGGUUAAAGAGAACGGAAUAUCUUUAGCACAGUUACAAGUACAGCAAUCACCUCAAAUUCAAUCACCUCAAAUUCAAUCACCUACAAUUCAAUCACCUAUAGUUCAACCACAGAUUCAACCACCUCAACAGCAACAACCUCAGAUUAAUAAUAAUAGUCAUGUUGAGGUGACAACAACUACGACUACUACAACAGAUGAAAGUAUAGAUGAUGAAGACGAAGAAGAAGAAGAUGAAGAUGAUGAAGAAGAGAUCAUUGUGAAUAAAACAAAUAAUAGAAGAUUGAAUAAUAGUUUCAAUGUUGUCGAGGAAGACGAUGACGAUAUCGAAAAUGAAGAGGAAGAUAAUCAGGUUGCAGAUGAAGCCGGUAACAAUGUAGUCGUUGAGCAACAAGCCGCUGCUGCUGUUGCCGCCCCUGGAAAGCGAUCAAAGAAAUCAAAGUCAGAGGUUGCAGAUGACUUUGACUCCUCUGAUGGCAAGAAGGAAAGUGAUGACGACUACGAACCACCCAGUGACGAGGAGGAAGAGGAAGAUGACUACCGAUCACCGUCUCCACCCGCCAGAAGACGUGGUGCCGCCGCCGGUGGCACAAGAUCCAGACGUUCCGGUCCAUCGUCACGACUCGACCAAUACGACGACGACUAUCUAAUGGACGACAAUGACGAGUAUGAAAACGAUGGAUUCGUCGUAUCCGAUGCAUCAGAGUCUGGCUCUGACUACGAGCCAAACCCAAGAAAGAAAAAGUCGAAAAAGUCUGCAGCUGCAGCAGCGGCGACAAAGAAGAAAGGAAAAGCAGCUGCGAACACUAGAGGAAGAAGAGGAAGAGGACGACAACAGUAUUCGAGUGAGGAGGAGGAUGGCUAUGGAAGAGCGGACGACGAUGAUGACGACGAUGAAGAUUGGGCACCGGCAAACAGACCGACAAGAGCACGUAGACAGACUGUCAGACUAUAUGAAGAGCUGGCGGGUGACGGAGAGGAAGGAGGAAUGCAAGACGUCGACGACCAACAAUCUGCAGAUGAAGUACUUAGCGAUGCACACAGUUACUCACAAUCAUCGGACGAAUAUAGCGAUCAAGAGAAACCAAAAAGAAACAGACAAACAACAUCAACAACAAGAAAACAAUCAAAAGAUGAUGUUGAUUAUGAAACUAUUACAAUGGGUAAUCUAAGACAGAGAAAUAAUAAUGGAUUCGAUUAUCAAGCACAUUUCAUGAGUGAUGAGGAUGAAGAUGAAAUGAUGUUAGCAGCAACGACAACAACAGAGAAACAAGUAGGACCAGUAGAAACAACAGAAGAUACAAUCGAGAGAAUCGUAGAUCAUCGUUUGAAAACAGGUUGUGAAGUCAAUGAGAAUGAAACAACAUUCAAUGUUGAACUAUACGAAUUUUUAGUAAAAUGGAAAGGUUGGGCACAUAUUCAUAAUACUUGGGAUAAUUAUGAAACAUUAAUGGGAUUCAAAGGUGGAAAGAAAUUGACCAACUAUGCAAAGAACAUCAUCGAGUUGAAUCAAUGGAGAAAGGAGGCAUCGCGUGAGGAUAUUGAACAGGCUGAUAUUGCAAAGGAGUUGACUCAACAAGAGUAUCAAGAGUCUCUCAAGGUCGAGCGUAUCAUUGCAUCUCGUGAGGUAGAGGUCACAACAGAGUAUCCAGGUGGUAUUCAGUAUCUAGUCAAGUGGGGAAGUACACCGUAUAGUGAUGUCACAUGGGAGUAUCCUGAGGAAAUCAAACUCUAUCAGAACGAGAUUGACGACUACCUGGAAAGACAGCAAGCCGCCCAGUCCAACUCGAAACACACUGGUGGUGUCAGUCCAAAGAAACGUCUUGAACAAGGUUUCGUCAAGUUCGAAGAGCAACCCGAUUGGAUCAACGCCGGAAAGUUGAGAGACUACCAAAUGGAGGGUCUAAACUGGUUGGUUCAUUCAUGGAAAAACAAUACUAAUGUAAUUCUUGCUGAUGAAAUGGGUCUUGGUAAAACAAUUCAAACUAUUUCAUUUAUAUCCUAUUUAUUUAAUGUACAGAAUUUGAGUGGUCCAUUUUUGGUGGUUGUUCCAUUGUCUACCAUUGAGAAUUGGCAUCGUGAAUUUACAAAGUGGGCACCGAAAAUGAAUUUAAUCGUUUACACUGGUAGCUCAGCAAGUCGAGAUAUCAUUCGUCAAUUCGAAUUCUACCAACCAACUAGAUUCGGAAAGAAAAAGAUUAGUUUCAAUGUUUUAUUAACUACCUAUGAUUUUAUCUUGAAAGAUAAAAACUAUUUGGGAGCUAUUAAAUGGGAAUAUUUAGCUGUAGAUGAAGCACAUCGUUUGAAAAACAAUGAAUCGAUGCUCCACGAAGUGUUAAAGUAUUUCCAUACUAGUAAUCGUUUAUUGGUUACUGGUACUCCUUUGCAAAACUCGCUAAAGGAACUUUGGAAUCUCUUGAAUUUCUUGAUGCCAAAUAAGUUCCACUCGCUCGAUGAGUUCCAAGAUCAAUAUGCAGACUUGAAGGAGAAGGAUCAGAUUGCCGAGCUUCACAAUGUGUUGAAACCACAUUUACUCAGAAGAAUCAAAAAGGAGGUGGAAAAGUCGCUGCCAGCGAAAACUGAGAGAAUCUUGCGUGUCGAUCUGUCACCGACCCAAAAGAAAUACUAUCGUUGGAUUCUCUCAAAGAAUUUCCACGAACUGAACAAGGGUGUCAAGGGAGAGAAAACAACUCUACUCAAUAUCGUUGCAGAGUUGAAAAAGACAUGUAAUCAUCCGUACCUCUUUGAGAAUGCCGAGGAUCUCAAUGCCGAGAAUCCACUGGACGCCAUGGUCAAAGCCUCUGGAAAGUUGAUUCUGCUCGACAAACUUUUGGUGCGACUGAAAGAGACCGGUCAUCGUGUAUUGAUUUUCUCACAGAUGGUCAGAAUGCUCGAUAUCCUCGCCGAUUAUCUCAAGGGAAGAGGCUUCUUGUUCCAACGACUCGAUGGUUCCACCUCGCGUGAGAAACGUAGUCAGGCAAUGGAUCGUUUCAACGCCGAGGGCUCGCCAGACUUUGCUUUCCUGCUGUCAACGCGUGCCGGUGGUUUGGGUAUUAAUUUGUCGACGGCCGACACUGUAAUCAUUUUCGACAGUGAUUGGAAUCCACAGAACGAUUUGCAAGCGGAAGCAAGAGCACAUCGUAUCGGACAGAAGAACACCGUAAACAUCUAUCGUCUCGUUUCGAAAUCGACUAUCGAAGAGGAGAUUUUGGAGCGUGCCAAACAAAAGAUGGUUCUCGAUCAUCUUGUCAUUCAGUCGAUGGAGAAAUCAUCGACCAAAACAACAUCGUCCAACGUCUUUAACAAAGAAGAGUUGGAUGCCAUUCUAAAGUUUGGAGCGGAGGAUCUCUUUAAGGAGGGAGAUGAGAACUCAAACACCAUGCAAGAGAUGGAUAUCGAUGAGAUUCUCUCGCGUGCAGAACAACGAGAAUCCACUGGAGAGAGCACUGCCGGUGAGGAACUGCUCAACUCUUUCAAGGUGGCAAACUUCUCCACUGGCGACACAAACAGUAAGGAGGAAACCAAUUGGGCAAACAUCAUCCCCGAUAAAGAUAGAGUUGCACCUGUCGAAGAAGCACCUCUCUAUCUACCACCGAGAAGAGCAAGAAUCGAAAAAUCAUCUGCUGAACCAAAGAAAUCUCAAAACGAACCGAUUACAAUAACAAAGAAUCCAAGAAAAGAAAUAACUGCAUUUAACAAGAAGGAAUUGAAAUCACUAUUUAAAUCAUUUAGAAAAUUUGGAAACUAUCGUCGUAGUAAAGAGAUUUUGGUGGAUUGCGAUAUGUCUAAUAAGCCAGCUAGAGCAACCGAGGAGAUUUGUAGAGAGGUUAUCGAUGUUUGUAGACGUUGUGUCAAAGAGAACCCAGAGUCUGAUAAGAUUCAUGUACUAUUUGCAGGUGUAGAUAUCAAUGCUUCGGAACUCGUUCAGAAGGUAGAGGAGAUGGAUAUUCUCAGUCAGCUCUGUGAUGCAUAUGUAAAGAAUCAAGAGCAAUUUAGAGUCACCUUCCCAACUCGUCCGGUUUCAUGGGCAAUUAAAUGGGGUGCAAAAGAAGAUGCCAUGCUGUUGAUGGGUAUCCACAAGUAUGGAAAUGGCAAUUUCGAAUCAAUUCAAAAGGAUAAAUCACUUGGUUUCGAAUCGAUUAUCAGUUUGACAAACGAUCCACAGGAAACAACCACUGCUCCCGAUGGAUCGGUUGUGCCAGCUGCCCAAACCAAGAUUAAAGCUGCAACAUUGCAACGUCGUGUUGAUUCACUGUUGAAAGCUGCCAAAGAUUCUGUCAUUUUGAAAAAGAAAGAACCUGUUGCAUCUACUGCCAAGAUUCCACUCUCCAAGAAACGAAGAAGAAGUAGAGGAGACGAAGAAGAACAGGAACCAGAGGAAGUUGAAGAGGUUGAAGAGACCAAAUCUUCAAGAGGAAGAGGUAGAGGUAAAAGAGGUGGAAGUAGUCAUAGUAGAGAUAGCGGUAGCGGUAGUAGCAGCGGUAACAAGAGCAGUAGGACAUCUGCUCACUCCACCCCAACCAGAGGAAGAAGACCAAGCAACAAGAUGAUGUCGUCGGAGGAGGAGGUCAGUGAAGAAGAAGUCGUUAAGCAACCAUCGAGAAGAACUAGCUCAGGUAGAGUUUCAGUGCCACCUUCGAAGCUUAAUCAAUCUCCACACUCUUCACCCUCAAAGAGAGGUGGAAGAGGUGGAAGUAGAUCAACGACAACCACCACAACGACAACCACCACCAACAAUCAUAGUAACAGUCGUAGACAUCUGCUCUCUGACGAAGAAUCAACGGUUGUUCACAGUGACAGAGGUGCUCAUACAGCUAGAAGAGGAACUUCCUCCACCAGCUCAGCACAACAAAAGAAACGAUAUAUGGACGAUUCUUCGGGUGAUGAAGAAAGUGGAUCGCGAACCAAAUACGACCAAACUACGCUCAAUAAGUGCAAGCAGUAUCUAACACCCAUCAAAAAGCAUCUCGAGAAGUUCAAACAUCUUUCCGAUAGCUCAGUGACCAUGUCACGUGAGGAUAAACUUCACAAAACCAAAAAGUAUUUACUUUCACUUGGCAAUGAGAUUACCAGUGUCAUGGAUAAACACAAAGGUAACGAAUCACUAGAGAAUCAUUUGUGGUACUACGCAUCACAGUUCACAGCAAGAGGUGGUGAGGAAUUGAGGCAACUGUUUAACAAGAUGAAGAAAACAGAUAAACCAGAACAAAAAUCUACAACAACUACAACUGAACAGAAACCCCCAAUGAAACUGACACUUAAUCUUAAAAAGAAAUAA
Heterostelium album PN500 is the source of this 5529-nucleotide messenger RNA. RefSeq names its product chromo domain-containing protein. Gene Ontology annotation, cellular component: nucleus; chromatin. The transcript has 6 exons. Bases 1 to 5529 code for a protein of 1842 amino acids. Gene Ontology annotation, biological process: regulation of transcription by RNA polymerase II; nucleosome organization. Gene Ontology annotation, molecular function: ATP binding; chromatin binding; DNA binding. The record is from RefSeq and is a predicted model, not a curated record. NCBI's taxonomy places the organism in Eukaryota, Evosea, Eumycetozoa, Acytosteliales, Acytosteliaceae.